GGAAAGCACGUUUGUUGUUUGUUUUCCAGGAUACGCAAAUACUAGCCAGAAUGCCGCAAGAUACAAAAAGAAUAAACGGGCCAGAGGUUUCUAAAUCGUAUCUGGUCCACAUCAAAGCUAACCAAAACAAAACGUUCGAAGAUCGGUUACAGGAAGCAUUCAGUAAAGAUGGAAAGCGAAAAGACGGUCGAUUACCGCAAGAAAGUCGCAAGUACUAUGUAAAAAUUGGUGUGGUAUCAACGGCUAAAGGAUCCGCGUACGUCGAGUUGGGUAACACUAAGGCCAUCGUGUCCGUUUUUGAUCCUCGAGAAAUACCGAAACAGAGCAAAUUUAGCGGGCUCGGUGAGCUGUAUUGUGAUUUCAAGUUUUCACCGUUCGCCUCGGCACAGAGGAAAAACCCACAAACAGAUGCUCGCGAGCGUAGUUUGGCUACGGCGCUUACUAGUGCCCUGAACCCGUCCGUUUGCCGGCAUCUGUUUCCAAACUUGCAGAUCGAUGUGUUUGCGAACGUGCUGGAAGAUGACGGAUCGGCACUAGCCGUUGUAAUAACGGCUGCUGGCCUGGCGCUGGGCGAUGCCUGCAUUCCUAUGUUUGACAUAGUAAUUGCGACGUCGGCCGGCGUUCUUGGAAAUCGCAUUAUAGUGGAUCCGACGGCUGAAGAAGAAAGCUUAUGCAUCGACGGACAUACGGAAGUUAACCACGGUAUGGUGAUGCUAGCAAAGCUACCAACGCUGGACCAGGUUACGGAGAUACGGCAGUACGGAUAUAUGGACACCGAUACGGUUUGGAAAUCGUGUAUGCAAUUGAACGAAGCCUGCGGUAAUCUGGUACCCAUAGUGCAGCAGGUAUUGGCGACAAAAGUUAAGAAUCGGCUUCAGGAAAUAGCAUUGCAAUGCGACGAGGAAGACGAAGGUGAAGAAGUUAAAAAGACAGAUGAUGCCGAAAAUGACAACGAAGAUAGUUGA
Anopheles nili is the source of this 965-nucleotide messenger RNA. Its product is annotated as exosome complex component MTR3-like. Gene Ontology annotation, cellular component: nuclear exosome (RNase complex); nucleolus; cytoplasmic exosome (RNase complex). The coding region runs from base 51 to 965 and encodes 304 amino acids. The transcript has 2 exons. Lineage: Eukaryota; Metazoa; Arthropoda; Insecta; Diptera; Culicidae. The record is from RefSeq and is a predicted model, not a curated record. Gene Ontology annotation, biological process: poly(A)-dependent snoRNA 3'-end processing; nuclear mRNA surveillance; rRNA catabolic process.